AUGCAGUCCUCUAUUCUCUUCCUGGCUUCUGCCAUGACCUUUAUGUCACACGCCACUGCUGGACUGAUUUCUCCUCGUGAAGAAGCAUCUCUCGCCCAUUUUGAAAUUUUCGGCGAUGAUAACUGCACUACCGCCGAAAGCAUGGGUGAAUUCAACCUUUAUUCUGAGGAUACCGGCAAAUGUCACACAUUUCCCACGGACAAGGCCGUCAAGUCCGUUUACAUUUCUUACAUCAACGAUGAUAAUGCAGGCAAGUACUCUCCGUGUAGUUCCAUUUGA
This is a messenger RNA of Fusarium mangiferae, 279 nucleotides long. RefSeq lists its product as uncharacterized. NCBI's taxonomy places the organism in Eukaryota, Fungi, Ascomycota, Sordariomycetes, Hypocreales, Nectriaceae. Bases 1 to 279 code for a protein of 92 amino acids. The record is from RefSeq and is a predicted model, not a curated record. The transcript has a single exon.